Molecule: messenger RNA, 480 nt
Organism: Babjeviella inositovora NRRL Y-12698
Lineage: Eukaryota; Fungi; Ascomycota; Pichiomycetes; Serinales
Exons: 1
Coding region: 127-396 (89 amino acids)
Source: RefSeq, a predicted model, not a curated record
UGACUUUCCCAGAACGGCGAUUCGCCGGACUGGGUUGGGUGCGGUCCAGAAAUGUCAAUCAAUAUCCAAUAACCGGUCACGUUGUCCACUGAAAGCCCCAAAGUAACGGUAAAUCUUCUAGUUAGAAUGAAAACAAAAAAAAAACUAUACAAAGCAACAAGCCGCUUUACGCAACCCUGCCAAGUAAUUUCCUUGAUUUCAUGCCACUUAGGGUAUGUAUCCUACACUAGUGAAACAACUAUAGCCAUUUCGACAACACUUAGUAUAAGUAUACGACGCACUAGUGAAGCAAGUACAUCAUUCUCCACACUUUGUGUGAGCAUACGCUAUAGUGAAAGAAAUCAUUAUAAUACUCUCGAACAUCAGACACGUGUAGCAACCCGUUUUGUCUCAUAAACCGACGAUUCAGCACGGGCUUCGUUGUGUAUGCAUACAAUGUCGGCUCCAGUAUCGUCGGUGUAUGUCUUUAGUGCGUCAAAA